GUAGAUAAAUUGCUGAGGCGCGCGUGCGCACAUGUUCACUUCGCUAGGAAGUUGCAGGCGGAGAGGGAGGAGUUGUAGGUGAUUAUAGGGACUGAAGGAUGGAAGGCUGUUCUAUAGAGGAAGAAGAGGAUUGCCCUGAGUUGAUUCCAAUAAAUGACAGUGAAGGAGGAGACGUCCCAUCUAGCAAGACCUCUAAGAUUCCUGUUACUAUUAUCACAGGGUAUUUAGGUGCUGGGAAAACUACUCUUCUUAAUUAUAUUUUGACAGAACAACAUAACAAGAGAAUAGCAGUUAUUCUAAAUGAAUUUGGUCAAGGAAGUGCCUUGGAAAAAUCCUUGGCAGUAAGUCAAGGUGGAGAACUCUAUGAAGAAUGGCUGGAGCUCAGAAAUGGUUGUCUAUGCUGCUCUGUAAAGGACAACGGUUUGAAGGCUAUCGAGAAUUUGAUGCAGAAGAAAGGCAAGUUCGACUACAUCUUGCUAGAGACCACAGGACUGGCAGAUCCAGGUGCUGUUGCCUCCAUGUUUUGGGUUGAUGCUGAAUUAGGAAGUGACAUUUAUCUGGAUGGUAUUGUAUCUGUUGUUGAUGCAAAAUAUGGACUGCAGCACCUGAAAGAAGAAAAACCCAGUGGCCUUAUCAAUGAAGCAGCUAGACAGAUUGCGCUAGCGGAUCUUAUAAUCGUCAAUAAGACUGAUUUGGUUUCACAAGAAGCACUGAUGAAACUGAGAACUGCUGUCAGGUCAAUAAAUGGACUUACCAAAAUUUUAGAAACUCGGCGAUCAAGAGUUGAUAUCUCUGAUGUCUUAGAUCUGCAUGCUUUUGAUAGUGUGUCAGGAAAAAGUUUGCAGCAGAAGUUGCAGCUCGAGGAGGCACCACAACCACACUUAGAUAAGAGUAUUGUUACAUCCACUUUUGAAGUACUAGGAAGUGCAACUGAAGAAAACCUAAAUGUGUUUGUUCAAAAUCUGUUGUGGGAGAAAAAUGUCAAAGACAAGAGAGGUAACCCCAUGGAAGUCAUAAGACUCAAGGGGCUAGUGUCAAUUAAAGACAAACCUUAUCAGGUUAUAGUUCAAGGUGUUCACGAGCUCUAUGAUCUAGAGGAAACCGCUGUCAGAUGGAAAGAGGACGAUGAACGAACAAAUAGGUUGGUUUUAAUAGGCAGGAAUUUGGAUAAAGAGAUCCUUAAAGAUGCCUUUAUAGCAACUGUGACAAAGAGGAAGGAAAAUGGUUGAUAUCACCUUCCAAAGAGAAUCUGUUUUCAACGCUACAUUUUUUUAAUCAAAUGUUGUUGUUUUAAACUCUGGACUUGUUCUCUGCUUUCACGCAGCUGUUAAAUUUGGAUUUCUCAGCAGUCAGCACAUUUUAUUUCAUUUCAUUAAAUGCAGUUAGUAAACUGGU
Elgaria multicarinata webbii is the source of this 1395-nucleotide messenger RNA. Its product is annotated as zinc-regulated GTPase metalloprotein activator 1A-like. Lineage: Eukaryota; Metazoa; Chordata; Lepidosauria; Squamata; Anguidae. The record is from RefSeq and is a predicted model, not a curated record. Gene Ontology annotation, cellular component: cytoplasm. The transcript is spliced from 16 exons. Bases 99 to 1229 code for a protein of 376 amino acids.